Molecule: messenger RNA, 2802 nt
Organism: Labrus bergylta (ballan wrasse)
Lineage: Eukaryota; Metazoa; Chordata; Actinopteri; Labriformes; Labridae
Source: RefSeq, a predicted model, not a curated record
AGCUUUCGGACUCUGAUAGCUCUCAGCUUGAACUGAUUAGGUGUUUGGAAGGCCACAAUCACCCUGAGAAUAUUUGCAAGCUGAAUGUGUUGAAGGGGUCAGAGAGAGAAAAAACAACAAAGAAGUUGAAGCCAUCUGAAAGAAAGAAAAGAGAAGAAUGAAAUAAAGAGAGAGAGAAGGGGAAAUCUAAGGUUAGGACAGGAAUAGCAAAACAAGAAGAACAAAAAAGGCAGAGGUGAUUUAAGUGAUUUAAGAAGGAGUGGAUUCAAAAGGACGGACAGCAAGAGAUAUCAAGUUGUAUCAGAGAGGAUGAAGUUUAAUGAGAGGAGGACGCCGUUGCUGUCCGUCAAAGAAAACAUUGAGAUGGAGCUGUUCUCUUCAGAGGAGUCCUGCAUGGUCAUAACAACACUCGAGAAGGAGGAAGAAUGCAGCUAUGACCGGAGACAUCUGGAGCAUCCUCUGGUCCCCGACUCUGAGGAAGAGGAGGAGGAGGAGGAGGAGGGAGGGGACCAGAGCUGCUCUUUGAGACCCCUCUCAAGGAGCAGCAGCCUAAAACUAGAGCAGAGUCUGCUGCUAAGGAUCUGACCAAGCACCUUCCCGCUGUCCCAGGAUUCAUGGACGAGAUUGAGAUUGAAAUGGAGGUGUUUCUCAGAGUGCCUAAGAGGGAGCUGGUGGAGUUAAAGUUCGAUGAUCCAACCCCCAUGACCCUGCAGCAAACUCCAAGCAAAGCUAAUCGUCUGAAAUGGAAGAGACAAACUCCACAGAGGACAGGACUGGUUGUCAAAGACGUGGUCUGUCUCCCCAGAGGACUCUACCUGGAACAGCUGGAGAGACCCGUUGUUCCACGUGGCAAAGAACGAGCAUCACUGGUGGCCUCAGGAAUGACCGCUCGCAUCACUAUCGACUGUGGCUGGUCGGCCAAUCAGAUGGAGAGUCGGCUGCUGUUGCUCUUCCGAGGGGGGAUUGUAAGACAGACCGGACAAAAGUUCUCCUUCACAUAUUUACAGUGUGUGCAGGGCUCCAGGGUGCUGUUUGUCCCGGACACCCCUGCAGAAGGCUGGACAGUAGAAAAGGUGCUGAAGUUGGCAGGACAUGGUGCUCUGUACAUCAGCCACCAGGAAUACCCACAGAGAGUACAGGACUCUGUAGCCAAUGAGACUUCUGUGUUGAACAAGACAGGUGACUUUAGCCCAGAGGAGAGAGAAAUGAUGUGCCUGGAUAAAGAAAGUCAGCUGUCAGAGCAGACCCAGCCACGUGUUUGUGGCCCCUCAGAGGAGGUUGAUCUGAAAACCAUCCUGACGCUGUUCCGUCAGGACAAUGUGGAUCAAAAUGUAGAAACUCACAUCCAGGUGAGGAGGGGAGACCUCCUCCACUGUGCUCGGAAGGCAGUGAGAAGACCUGGCUUCUACUUCAGGACGACACCUACCAUCUCCUUCAUCGGGGAGGAGACUCACAGUCAUGAGGGAGCUCUCAGGGAGUUCUUCAGACUGACCUUGCUGGAGUUGCAGCAAACGUCUUUAUUUGAAGGUCUCCCAGGGCGUCUGUUCUUCACCUAUGAUCUCUCAGCUCUUGAAGACAGGAAGUAUUAUGACGCAGGUCUUCUGGUCGGCUGGUCUCUGACUCAGGGCGGACCUGGACCUCAUUGUCUACACUCUUCUCUUUACCAGCUGAUGUGUGGCCAGAAUCCAUCUUUAGAAGACUUCAGCUGGAAGGACAUUGUUGACGUUGAAGCACAAAACAGACUGCAGCAGCUGCAGAGUUGCAGAGAUGUCAAUGUGCUGACUCCCAGUCUUUGCGACUGGUUGUCCAGCUGUGGGAUCCCUGAAAUCCAGUCAGCCCAUACUGAUGAAGUAACAGAUAUCUAUAGUCAUGUAGUGAAACAUUACAUCUACCACAGUCCUCCAGACAGCCCACUGAGGGCAGCUGAGGAGGCAGCAGCUGCUCACUGGGAAACAGCCCUCGCCUUGAUCAGCGAUGGACAGGCAGAUUUUUCCCUUGAAGAACUCCUCUUCUUCAUCAUUGGAGCUGAACAUCAGCCUCCUCUUGGGUUCCCCGAUUUGAUCUCCUUGCGUUUUUACACCGAGGAGGGGAGCAUGUCAGGUGUGCACCGGCCCCACGCCUCCACCUGUGCUCUGGAGCUCUUGCUGCCAACAGGAGUGGCCGGGGCUGCAGAUGUUUUGGUGCUACUGGGUAGAGCCAUGCUCAAGGCCCUGGGCUUUUCGCGUGUCCAGGAAGAGGAAGAGGAAGAGGAAGAGGGAGAAGGAGAAGGAGAGAACAGCAGUACGGAUGUGAUGACAGAUUUAUGAAGUGGGAGCUCCAAAUCCUUCUUCAGCUCUGGUCAAAGGUUUCUGCAGGAAAGAAACAUUGAGACUGAGAAGAAAGUUCUGAGUUUGCUGCAUUCCUCAAUAUAACUCAGGUGACCCAAUGAGGUAGUUUAGACCAGUGUUUCCUGUGCUCAAAACUUUAAUCAUUCAGAACUCUUCAAUUUAGGACGGUCAUAAAUGUUUGGUUUUGAAAUUAAUAUUCCAAAGUGCAAUGGAUUGACUCAGGUGUUCAAAAUAAGAUCAAACUAUUUAAUAUUGUGCCUCUGCUGAUUUCAAUCAUCUAAUACAGAAAAGAAUGUUUUGCACAAUUAUCAGAGCUAUGUAUGCCUUGUAUUGUCCUGUUUGUAUCUUAACAUAAUUUAAUAAGGCAGAUUAUACAGUUCAUGUUUAAAUAAUUGUAUUUGCUUGAAAAAAAGAAAAAAAAAAGAAACGUUGAAUAAAAUGUAUUCCGACUCUAUCCACUGUCCAAUCUCUGUGA